AUGAAUCAUACAUUGGCUCCAAAUAGUGCAGAUUGGGAUUCAGUGGGUGAUACUUAUUAUAGAAAACAAGAAAUCUAUAAAAUGUCAUGGUCGGUUUCCGAUCUAUCUUCUUAUAGAGUAGUGGGGGCUUCACUUGGUGGUCCACUCGCUAUCACUUUAGAUACUUCAAAACCCAUUGCAUUGAUUGGUGAUAAUAUUAAUAUUUCUUCAACUAGUAAACCUAAACUGUUUAUUCAUUCUUCUUCUGGAAAUUUAUUAUUUACUAUCACUUGGGAUCAUCCUUCUCGAUUGGUUUCAUUUGGGUUUACUAAAUCAGAAUCUUUGGUGACUUUAUCAUCAGAUGGGUUUUAUAGAAUUUAUCCAAUCAAUUCAACUUCAACUACUUCAACUUCAACUUCAACUAAUUCUGAUUUAGUUAGUUUUACUCAACAUAGUUUAGGUUCAGUAACAGAAGAACUGGGUGUGAUUGAUGGUCAGAUUUGGUCAGAUGGAAUGUUAGUCAUGAGAUUAGAUUUAAGUUUUGUUCAAGUUAAAGGAUGGCCAGAAGAAAUUGAAAGUGGUGGUAGGUUAGAUUCAAUCGAAUCUGGUGGUUUAAUCGAUCGACCCAAUAGUUGGGCAGUCAUCCCACCUAAAUCAAGUAACACCGGCGUAGUCCAAAUCUUAGUUUCUAGAUCAGAUUCAAUAGUAGUAAUAGAUCCUAUGGAUUCAACCGAUCAAAGAUUAUCAUCUAAAGGACCCUACGAAAGAAUCUUACCUUCACCUAAUGGUAAAUUUGUAGCACUCUUAACUUCGGCUUCUAGUCCUUCUCCUUUUACAGUUUGGGUUGUUUCUUCGGAUUUCAGUCGAGAAUUGAGUGAAUAUUCUUUACAAGAUCAACAUUCAGAUGAUUUAUUGAUGGAUGGACCUCCUACUCAGAUGGUUUGGUGUGGUGGUGAUACAGUGAUUGUGGGUUGGGAGAAAAGUUUAGUCAUGAUCGGACCUUUUGGUGCUUCAUUUAGGUAUUCUUUCACCGAUCCGAUUCAUUUAGUUGGAGAAAUCGAUGGAGUUAGAAUCAUUACAUCUCAUACAUGUGAAUUUUUAUCAAAAGUAGGACCAUCAACUAUAUCAGUUUUCAGACCAGGAUCGACUUCACCUGCAGCGAUUUUAUUUGAUGCAUUAGAUCAUUUUGAUAAAAAAUCAGCCAGAGUAUCAGAUGAACAUUUGAGAAAUAUAAAGAAAAAUUUAAAAGAAGCCGUUAAUAUGUGUAUCAAAGCAGCAGGUGAUGAAAUUGAAAUCAAAUGGCAAGAAAGGUUAUUGAAAUCGGCUAGUUUUGGGAAAUCGUUUUUAGAUGUUUACAAUCCUGAAGGAUUUGUUAGGAUGGCUAAGACUUUGAGAGUUUUAAAUGCGGUUAGACAUUAUGAGAUUGGGAUUCCUUUAACUUAUGAACAGUAUAUAGCACAUCAUCCAAGUCAUUUAAUUUAUCGAUUAACAGCACGUGCACAUUACCUUUUAGCAUUGAGAAUUACAGAAUUCUUAGGAUUAUCACCAGCACCAGUCUUAAAACAAUGGGCUCGAUCAUUAAUCAUGAAUACACAUCCUAAUUAUGAAACUAAUACUAAUAAAUCAUUAUGUGAAAAGAUAGUGAAGAAAUUAAAAGGAAAAAAAGGAAUUGGAGCAUCAGAUAUAGCAGAGAUUGCAUGGAAUUUAGGUAAAAUCAAAUUAUCAAUUCAAUUACUUUCAUAUGAAAUCUUACCUAUUAAACAAAUCCCAUUAUUAAUGAAAAUGAAUCAAUUUGAAGAAGGAUUAAAACAAUCGAUCAAAAGUUUAGAUCCGAAUUUAUUAUCAUCUGUUUUAUGGGAAAUCAAAUCAAAGAAAUCUUUAGCUGAAUUCUUAGGAUUUAAUGAUAUUGAUAGAAAAUUAAAUUCGAAUUUGAAUGAAAAAGGAAAAUUGAUGAUAAUUAAACCGGGGAAUGAUUGGGAUGUGUUUAGAGAUUUUUGUUUUCAGGAUGAUAGAAGAACUGAAAGUGGUUGUUUAUCAUUAGAGGAAAGUUAUUUAAAUGGAUGUGGAUUUUUAUCUUCCGCUCCUUCAACCAGUUUACAAUUACCUAGUAAUUGGAAUGAGUUUUGGAAUUUAAAGAUUUCGAAAAUUAAGAUUGGAUUGAAUUUUUUUAAAGAAGAUUCUAAUCGAAUCUUUGAAGAAAAAAUCUUAAAAGAAUCCAUCAGAUUGAUCGAAUUUCAAAAAACUUUAAUAGAAGAUUUAAUUAAAUCGAUUAACUCAUCAUCAUCUUUGGAAGAAAGAAAAUUAAUUAAAUUAGGAUUAAAGAAACAAGCUGAGAAGUUAAGUAUAGAUUUUAAAGUGAAUGAAAAAAGGUAUUGGUAUUUAAAAUUAAAAGCUUUAGUUGAGAUUAAAGAUUGGGUUGAAUUAGAAAAUUGGUCAAGUAAAAAAUCACCUAUAGGAUAUGAACCAUUCGUACAUCAACUUUUAUUAAUGGGUUGUAAUCGAGAAGCAUUAAAGUAUAUUAAAAGAUGUGAAACUAAGAAUCGAAUCGAAUUAUAUAUUAAAUGUGGUGAAUGGAUCAUUGCAGGAGAAGAAUGUGCAGAUCGAGGUGAAACUAAGAAAUUGAUGGAAUUAAAACAAAGGUGUCCGAAUCCAUUGAUUUCAAAUAGUUUAGGAAAAAUGAUUGAUGAGUUAACGGUUUAA
This is a messenger RNA of Melampsora larici-populina 98AG31, 2679 nucleotides long. RefSeq lists its product as uncharacterized. Gene Ontology annotation, molecular function: actin binding. The record is from RefSeq and is a predicted model, not a curated record. Lineage: Eukaryota; Fungi; Basidiomycota; Pucciniomycetes; Pucciniales; Melampsoraceae. Gene Ontology annotation, biological process: endosomal transport; intracellular protein transport; vacuole fusion, non-autophagic. The coding region runs from base 1 to 2679 and encodes 892 amino acids. The transcript is spliced from 8 exons. Gene Ontology annotation, cellular component: cytoplasm; endosome; lysosomal membrane.